Messenger RNA from Oldenlandia corymbosa var. corymbosa, 1107 nucleotides. NCBI's taxonomy places the organism in Eukaryota, Viridiplantae, Streptophyta, Magnoliopsida, Gentianales, Rubiaceae. The record is from the annotation of a GenBank genome assembly.
AUGCCAUUAAUUUUGGAGAGGAAAGCCUCAUCUGGAGAACCUGUGAAAGUUCUUGUUUAUGAUUCAGUCCUGCAUUAUGUCUGUGAUGUUUCAAAAAAGUUUGGCAUUCAAUCAGCUGCUUUCUUUACACAUUGUGCUACAACUUGUACUAUUUUUUAUCAACUGCAUGAUGGGACACUUAAAUCUCCAUUGCAAGAUGAACCAGCUGAGACCAUAUCACUGUCUUCAGUGCCCUGUGAGUUGAAGCCAAAAGAUUUGCCUUCUCUGAUUUAUGACCCGGGAUCUUACCCAUCUCUUCUGAGGGCCACCCUUAAUCAAAGUUUGAACUUUCACCAUGCUGAUUGGAUCUUUCUCAACUCUUUUGACUCCCUUGAACUUCAGGCAGUCAGCUGGAUGGCAAGUUACUGCCCAAAUGUCAAAACAAUAGGGCCAACUAUUCCAUCAAUAUACCUUGAUAAAAGCCUCAAGGAUGACAAAGAUUAUGGACUCUCUCUCUUCAACCCAGAGACUCACGCUUGCAAGCAAUGGCUCGACACAAAAGCGAAAGGCGCAGUGGCUUAUGCAUCAUUCGGAAGCAUGGCAAGUCUUUCCGGAGAGCAAAUGGAAGAAAUAGCAUGGGGUUUUGCAAACAGCCGAUGUUAUUUCCUGUGGGUAGUUCGAGCUUCAGAGGAGAGUAAACUGCCCAAAAAUUUCGCGGCCCAAGUGGGCGAAAAAGGACUAAUUGUGAAAUGGUGCUCUCAACUCGAAGUCUUGGCUCAUGAUGCGGUAGGUUGUUUCUUAACUCAUUGUGGCUGGAAUUCUACUGUCGAAGCGCUGAGCUUGGGAGUGCCAAUGGUGGUUCUGCCACAAUGGAAUGAUCAACCGACAAAUGCGAAGUUGAUUGUUGAUGUUUGGCAAACAGGACUGAGACUUGAGGCUGGUGAAGAUGGAAUAGUGAGAAGGGAUGAAGUGGAGAUCGGAAUAAGAGAAGCCAUUGUUGGAGAUGGAGCAGUUGAGCUCAAGAAGAAUGCUGCAAAAUGGAAGGACUUGGCUAAGGAAGCGAUGAGUGAGGGAGGAAGUUCUUAUAAAAACAUUGAGCAAUUUGUUUCAUCAAUCGGUACCAAGUAA